Molecule: messenger RNA, 762 nt
Organism: Adineta steineri
Lineage: Eukaryota; Metazoa; Rotifera; Eurotatoria; Adinetida; Adinetidae
Source: the annotation of a GenBank genome assembly
AUGGAUAAAGUAUCAACAAUAUCAAAUAACAAUCAUGAUCAUUCAAUUCCUAAUGAUAAACAAACAACUAAAUUUGCUCGUAGUCGUUGGUUUCAUGUUCUUGCACUUGCUGAUCAACUUCGUCAGAAUACAGAACUUAAAAAAAAUGAACAACUACGACAAUAUGCAUUUGAUAUUCCAGUAGCUGAUAAACGAGAAGCUGUCGUUAUAGAAUCUGUUGAAAUACAAGCUGAUCAUGUUAAAUCUUUUCAACAUGAACUUUUAUUUGCUAAAACUGGCAAUUUUAAUUUAGAUAAUUUAAGUGAAAAUUUUUCUGAUCUAAAACGUACAUUUAAUCGUAUGCUUGACCUGAAUAACGAUGAUUUAAAACAAGUAAAAUUAGCAACAACAAUAACAAAAACAGCUUUAUUAAUGGUUUUACGUGCAACAGAAUCUAUUGUUGAAAUUAAAACAAAUGGAACACGAAAAUUUCCAACAUUAUCUUCAAUUAUUUCAUAUAUUCGUUCACAUGGUGGAGAAAUGGUUAUAAAUGGUCAACUUCUUGUCGAGUGGUAUAAAGUUGCACAAACACUUGAUUUAAUUAUAAAUGAUCCUGACUGGCUUGUACAACCUCGUAAAGCACAUUGGGCUAUGCAAGUAUGUAAUGAAACAUUAGCUUGGGCACGUGGUGUUUUCAAUGAGAAUUAUCGUAAAAAAUCUAUUGGACGACCAAUAUUCGAUCGUGAUGAUAGUAUAAUUAUUCCUGAAGUACAAGACAAAUAA